Molecule: messenger RNA, 3355 nt
Organism: Balaenoptera musculus (blue whale)
Lineage: Eukaryota; Metazoa; Chordata; Mammalia; Artiodactyla; Balaenopteridae
Gene: HCN3
Product: hyperpolarization activated cyclic nucleotide gated potassium channel 3
Biological process (GO): transmembrane transport; potassium ion transport
Cellular component (GO): membrane
Molecular function (GO): voltage-gated potassium channel activity
Source: RefSeq, a predicted model, not a curated record
AGUCUGUCGCACACACCCCCUCCUCUCCGCGCGCCGGCGGUUCCCAGCCGACUACGCCUCCGCUCCGAGUCAGCCGGGCUGCGCCCGCUCCGACUCCGGGAGGGGUCGGGGGUCCCGAAUGGCCGCGGCAGGGUCUAGGAGGCCAAACGUGUAAGCUAACGGGCGUCAUGGAGGCGGAGCAGCGGCCGACGACUAGGGCCAGCGAUGGGGCGACCCCUGGGCUGGAGAGGGCGCCUCCUGCUGCCCCGGCGUCUACCACCACGGCCUCGGAUGCGAUCCCUGGGUCCAGGCCCGGGACCGGGCCCGAGCCCAAGAGGAGGCAGCUCGGGACGCUGCUCCAGCCCACGGUCAACAAGUUCUCCCUUCGCGUGUUCGGCAGCCACAAAGCAGUGGAAAUCGAGCAGGAGCGGGUCAAGUCAGCGGGGGCCUGGAUCAUCCACCCCUACAGCGACUUCCGGUUUUACUGGGACCUGAUCAUGCUCCUGCUGAUGGUGGGGAACCUCAUUGUGCUACCUGUGGGCAUCACCUUCUUCAAGGAGGAGAACUCCCCACCUUGGAUCGUCUUCAACGUCCUCUCUGACACUUUCUUCCUGAUGGAUCUGGUGCUCAACUUCCGCACGGGCAUCGUGGUAGAGGAGGGUGCUGAGAUCCUGCUGGCACCGCGGGCCAUCCGCACACGCUACCUGCGCACCUGGUUCCUGGUUGACCUUAUCUCCUCUAUUCCUGUGGAUUACAUUUUCCUGGUGGUGGAGCUGGAGCCACGACUGGACACCGAGGUCUACAAAACAGCUCGGGCCCUGCGCAUCGUGCGUUUCACCAAGAUCCUCAGCCUGCUGCGGCUGCUCCGCCUUUCCCGCCUCAUCCGCUACAUACACCAGUGGGAGGAGAUCUUUCACAUGACCUAUGACCUGGCCAGUGCUGUGGUUCGCAUCUUCAACCUCAUCGGAAUGAUGCUGCUGCUAUGUCACUGGGAUGGCUGUCUGCAGUUCCUGGUCCCCAUGCUGCAGGACUUCCCUCCCGACUGCUGGGUCUCCAUCAACCAUAUGGUGAACCACUCAUGGGGCCGCCAGUAUUCCCACGCCCUGUUCAAGGCCAUGAGCCACAUGCUCUGCAUUGGCUACGGGCAGCAGGCACCUGUAGGCAUGCCCGACGUCUGGCUCACCAUGCUCAGCAUGAUCGUGGGCGCCACGUGCUACGCCAUGUUCAUCGGCCACGCCACCGCCCUCAUCCAGUCCCUGGACUCUUCUCGGCGCCAGUACCAGGAGAAGUACAAGCAGGUGGAGCAGUAUAUGUCCUUCCACAAGCUGCCAGCUGACACACGGCAGCGCAUCCAUGAGUACUACGAGCACCGCUACCAGGGCAAGAUGUUUGAUGAGGAAAGCAUCCUAGGAGAGCUGAGCGAACCGCUUCGGGAGGAGAUCAUUAACUUCACCUGCCGGGGCCUCGUGGCCCACAUGCCGCUGUUCGCCCACGCCGACCCCAGCUUCGUCACGGCCGUGCUCACCAAGCUACGCUUUGAGGUCUUCCAGCCGGGGGACCUCGUGGUGCGUGAGGGCUCCGUGGGCAGGAAGAUGUACUUCAUCCAGCAUGGGCUGCUCAGUGUUCUGGCACGUGGCGCCCGGGACACCCGCCUCACUGAUGGAUCAUACUUUGGGGAAAUCUGUCUGCUGACUCGGGGCCGACGCACAGCCAGUGUGCGUGCUGACACCUACUGCCGCCUCUACUCGCUCAGCGUGGACCAUUUCAACGCCGUGCUCGAGGAGUUCCCCAUGAUGCGCCGGGCCUUCGAGACAGUGGCCAUGGAUCGGCUGCGCCGCAUUGGCAAGAAGAAUUCCAUACUGCAGCGGAAGCGCUCUGAGCCAAGUCCAGGCAGCAGCGGGGGCAUCAUGGAGCAGCACUUGGUGCAGCACGACAGGGAUAUGGCUCGGGGCGUUCGGGGCCUGGCUCCAGGCACAGGAGCUCGGCUGAGCGGAAAGCCGGUGCUGUGGGAGCCACUAGUGCACGCACCCCUGCAAGCAGCCGCCGUGACCUCCAAUGUGGCCAUUGCCCUGACGCACCAGCGGGGCCCUCUCCCCCUCUCCCCUGACUCUCCAGUCACCCUCCUUGCUCGCUCUGCUCGAAGAUCAGCAGGAGCAGGCUCUCCAGCCUCCCCACUUGUCCCUGUCCGAGCCGGCCCUCUGCUGGCCCGGGGGCCUUGGGCAUCCACCUCCCGCCUGCCGGCCCCACCGGCCCGAACCCUCCAUGCCAGCCUGUCCCGGGCUGGGCGCUCCCAGGUGUCACUGCUGGGGCCUCCCCCGGGAGGAGGUGGACGGCGACUAGGACCUCGGGGCCGCCCACUCUCAGCCUCCCAGCCCUCUCUGCCUCAGCGGGCGGCAGGUGAUGGCUCUCCUGGGUGUAAGGGCUCAGGAAGUGAACGCCUGCCCCCCUCAGGGCUCCUGGCUAAGCCUCCAGGGACAGCCCAGCCCCCCAGGCCAUCAGUGCCUGAGCCAGCCACUCCCCGGGGCCCCCAGCUCUCUUCCAACAUGUGAAACCUUUGGGUAAGCUCUCAGGUGCAGUAGCAUGUGCCAGAGGGCAGACGCCUCUUGGGGACACCAAGGGGACCUGAAACAGUGCCCUAUGGGAGUAUCUCCCCUUAGUACCAAGAAGAUGGUCUCUGUUCUCAGCUCAGGCGCCCUGCAACCUGACAUCCUCCUAAUCCAUUCACCCAUUCCUCAAAGAUACUUAGCGCCUACCAUGUUCAAGGCACUGUACCAGACGCUGUAUGUCUCCACUGCCAAGUAGAAGUGACUCCAAGCCCUCUGAUGAGGGUAUUCCCCUAGCCAUGGUCCUGCCAGGUGCAGGCCUGGGCCCAUGAUCCCAUCUUACUAAGCACAAGUACUUGCCACCACCAUCACUGCCAAGUAACUAGAUGUCUCUGUUUUCCUGCCCAUCACCUUGCAGGUUCUGCCUGGCAUGGUUAUCUUCCUGUCCGCUAGCAUAGCUGGGCACUGCCAAUUACCUGUUCCCCCGCUGCUGUCAACAAACGUCUUGGGUCCCUGGGUGGGCAUCCAGCUUUACUGCCCACGCGGGACACCUCCCCGUCUAUACCCCCUGAGUGGGAACACACAUCUCCUGACAAGUCCUUGCCACUCUCUGUCUCUGUGGUAGAACUGCCUUUUGUAAACUGGGAGCCACCUCCUCCCUAUGCCCCUUGUCCCAGUGAUGCCCCCUUGAAGCUAAGGGAUUGUUGACGCCCCCUUAUUUAGUGUGCCAGCGUAGAUUCCCCCCAGGUUGGGGGCAAGUGAAUCCUUAGAUGAAUGUUUCUUCCUUGCUCCCUUCCUUAUUUAUUUACUCUUAUUUAUUCAAUCAUUUAAUA